AUGUGGUAUACCAGGCCCCAGUUGAAAGUCCCUUGGGAACCCAAACGGCAACUCAAAGCAAGUCUAAAAGUUGAAGUAGUCGGGAGAAAAGUUANCUUUGUCGAUAUGAACUCGUCCAAGUUCCAAAUUUCGUGCAAAGUCGGAAAAAUAUUCUAUAACAUUUCCAAACGAAGGGAUGGAACUGUGGGAGAACUUGUUAUAAAAAGCUUGGCUCCACUGCCUUUCCAUGCUAUGCCAGAAUGGAAGGGUAAACUCACUGAUUUAAGGCGCAAAGGUCUUUUUGACCUGAGAGAAUCUAUUGAAAACAUACUACAUCAGCACUUGAUAGAACCUGAGAUUCCCAAGGUACAUUAUGUUGACGAACGAGGAAUCAUCGAAGAACCAUAUGACUCAGCGGAAGACAUGCUGGAGAAGAAGGGCUUCGUUAUCAAAGUAAAGGAAAUGUACAAGUGGAAAAAUUUGCCUUUGGCUAAGGUUAUUUUCUGCGAUUGUCAGAGAUUUGCAAAAUUGAUUCGUAAGAAUCCGGGAGACAUUCGACUAUUGGCAGAAUACUAUAACCGAAUUCCUGGUCAUAAAGUCAACAGAUUUGCAGCUAACCAAGAGGAGAAGGUCUUAUUUCGUAAAAUGUUAUACACAAAUGCAGCCCGAGUUCCUCAAGAUGAUGACUAUGUUGUGUGGAAGAAUUCUUACAUCUCCCCGUUGUUUCCACGAGACAGCAUCGGAAGUCUCAUUAGAGACCUUAAGAAAAGAAAACAUGGUAUGGAAAGUCCUCGACUCAGUAUCCCUAACUCUGCUGAACCUGGCCAUGUGGAUGCAUCCUCUUCGUCAGGAGGUAGAUCUGUCUCCUCUGAGCAUUCUGCAGGCUUCUCCGACCCAUUUCAAGGUUCAGCUUCCCACAGGGAUCAAGAAUGCGCCUUUUGCCAUUCAAAGACCGGGACUCUAAAAAGGUGCCUUGGAUGUAAAAAAGUGUUUUACUGUGGUAAAAUGUGCCAGAAAAAGCAUUGGAAGAAACACAAAACUGACUGUAAGAGUAACAGGAAACUUUGAAGACGUGUGUGAGUCUUCUUGCAGUUCAUAGAGACGAUCAGAAACACUGAAUUACACAACUAAAACGUUGCGUGAAGUAAGUUUGAAAUUCGAAAUUAAAUUGAUUGACACGAAAGUCGCGAAAGCACAACAUCAUGAACAAAAUGGUGGGCAGGUUAGAAGUAACAACGUUUUAAUCCAGAAUAACAACAACAACAACAAAAAACAAACAAAAAAAAGCACAAGUAACAGAUUUAUUGAAAUGUAGGAAAUUGAGGUCCUGAAAAAAUCUGUCUCGGAAUUUACGCGACAGUUCGUACGAAAGACGGGGAGUUUUAAUUAAGAGCGUACUAGCCUUCGUGUCAGUUGGUUAAUCAUAUUAAGCAAAUGUUGAUCGAGAAAGAGCGCAAACACUCAAUUAUUCCUGACAGAAAGUUUAAGGCUCGAAGCAAAUUCUUGCGAAAAACCUACGACGACACCGACAUUGCAUAGGCAAGAGGCCACACUGGUGAUCCCUAACACGGAUGAGAGAAAAACAGAGUCAAAUUUUUCCAU
Stylophora pistillata is the source of this 1581-nucleotide messenger RNA. RefSeq lists its product as uncharacterized. The record is from RefSeq and is a predicted model, not a curated record. Lineage: Eukaryota; Metazoa; Cnidaria; Anthozoa; Scleractinia; Pocilloporidae.